This is a messenger RNA of Suncus etruscus (white-toothed pygmy shrew), 1072 nucleotides long. RefSeq names its product four and a half LIM domains 3 (gene FHL3). Gene Ontology annotation, cellular component: nucleus; stress fiber; Z disc. The coding region runs from base 1 to 843 and encodes 280 amino acids. Gene Ontology annotation, molecular function: transcription coregulator activity; actin binding. The record is from RefSeq and is a predicted model, not a curated record. The transcript is spliced from 5 exons. Gene Ontology annotation, biological process: actin cytoskeleton organization. Lineage: Eukaryota; Metazoa; Chordata; Mammalia; Eulipotyphla; Soricidae.
AUGAGUGAGGCUUUUGACUGCGCAAAAUGCAGCGAGUCCCUGUAUGGCCGUAAAUACAUCCAGACGGACAGCGGCCCUUACUGCGUGCCCUGCUAUGACAGCACUUUUGCCAACACCUGUGCUGAGUGCCAGAAGCUUAUCGGUCAUGACUCGAGGGAGCUCUUCUACGAGGAUCGCCACUUCCACGAGGACUGCUUCCGCUGCUGCCGCUGCCAGCGCUCCCUCGCAGACGAGCCCUUCACCUGCCAGGACAGCGAGCUGCUCUGCAAUGACUGCUACUGCAGCGCCUUCUCCUCGCAGUGCUCUGCAUGUGGGGAGACCGUCAUGCCUGGGUCCCGGAAGCUCGAGUAUGGAGGCCAGACGUGGCAUGAGCAGUGCUUCCUGUGCAGCGGCUGUGAGCAGCCUCUGGGCUCCCGUUCCUUCGUGCCCGACAAGGGUGCUCACUACUGCGUGCCCUGCUAUGAGAACAAGUUCGCGCCUCGCUGUGCCCGCUGCAGCAAGACACUGACACAGGGAGGCGUGACAUACCGUGACCAGCCCUGGCACCGGGAAUGCCUGGUGUGUACUGGGUGCCAGACACCUCUGGCGGGGCAGCAGUUCACUUCGCGGGAUGAAGAUCCUUACUGUGUGACCUGUUUUGGAGACCUCUUUGCACCCAAAUGCUGCAGCUGCAAGCGCCCCAUCACAGGACUUGGUGGUGGCAAGUAUGUGUCCUUUGAAGAUCGCCACUGGCACCACAGCUGCUUCUCCUGCGCCCGCUGUUCCACAUCCCUGGUGGGCCAAGGCUUUGUGCCUGACGGAGACCAAGUGUUGUGCCAGGGCUGCAGCCAAGCAGGGCCUUGAGUGGGGCCCUGGGCACAGCCCCUCCCAGCCCCAGUUCUAGGACUAAGGGUCCUUUUCUAAACCACCUCUGGGACCCAUCCCCUCCCCCAAAUUGGGGCUCUACUUGGGUUCUAGGAUUUAGCCUUCCCCCUUCAACACCCUCCCAACUGGUACUUCCUAGCCUAGCCCCUCAUCUCAAACCAGUAUUCUUACGGAGCAGAAGCUCCAUGAUUCAAAUCUCCUUGUAACC